ACAAAAGACCCGUGGAGCAACACACAAACUGGCCUCGACCACUUGCAUUAUAUCUCUUCUUUCUUCUCUUUUUCACAGAUUAAUUAGAGACCAAAUAAAAUAAAAAAUGGGAGAGACAGAGGAAGUGAGAUUGUUGGGAGUAUGGUUCAGUCCGUAUGCCAUAAGACCAAAGAUCGCUCUUCGUCUCAAAUCUGUCGAUUACGAUUACGUUGAAGAAGAUCUGUUCGGAUCCAAGAGUGAGCUUCUUCUCAAAUCAAAUCCGGUUCACAAUAAAGUCCCGGUUCUCAUCCACAACAACAAACCGAUUCUAGAGUCUCUCAACAUCGUUGAGUACAUAGAUGAGACAUGGAACGCAUCUGGACCGUCCAUACUUCCUUCACAUCCCCAUGAUCGCGCUCAAGCUCGCUUCUGGUCUGCCUUCGUUGAUGAUAAGUGGUUUCCGGCACUGAAAGCGGCAGCAAUCACCAAAUCGGAAGAGGCAAAAGAGAAAGGCAUGAAAGAAGUGGAAGGAGGGUUAUUGCAACUCGAGGAAGCCUUUGUUUCUAUAAGCAAAGGGAACCCCUUUUUCGGAGGUGAAGCGAUCGGGUUUAUGGACAUUUGCCUUGGAAGCUUUGUUGGUAUCUUGAAGGCUAGGGAGAAGCUUAAAGGAGAAAAACUUUUAGACGAAUCAAAAAUACCUUUUCUUUGUAAAUGGGCCAACGAGUUCUUGUCUGACGAUACCGUGAAGAAUGUGGUACCGGAGAUCGAUAAAGUUGUUGAGUUUCUAGGAGAGCUUGAGGUUAGAGCUCAAUCAGCGGUUUCAAAAACUUGAGAUCAUCGUUGAAAGCAAUGAACGUGUCACGUGUGUAAUGUAAGUGCGAAAAUAAGUGAAGGUUGAAGUGUUGCGUUGAAUGUAUGCUAUUAUUUUAUACAAUGAUGUGUAUGGUUUAUGGACUACUGUAUGUUCAUUAUAUAUUUAUCGAUAA
Messenger RNA from Brassica oleracea var. oleracea, 965 nucleotides. Its product is annotated as glutathione S-transferase U16. Gene Ontology annotation, molecular function: glutathione transferase activity. NCBI's taxonomy places the organism in Eukaryota, Viridiplantae, Streptophyta, Magnoliopsida, Brassicales, Brassicaceae. Gene Ontology annotation, biological process: glutathione metabolic process. The transcript is spliced from 2 exons. Gene Ontology annotation, cellular component: cytoplasm. The record is from RefSeq and is a predicted model, not a curated record. The coding region runs from base 107 to 811 and encodes 234 amino acids.